Messenger RNA from Rhizophagus irregularis DAOM 181602=DAOM 197198, 1563 nucleotides. The record is from RefSeq and is a predicted model, not a curated record. NCBI's taxonomy places the organism in Eukaryota, Fungi, Glomeromycota, Glomeromycetes, Glomerales, Glomeraceae.
AUGAUACUGCAGAAAAGAAUAAAGUGCAUAACUUUGGUUAAACAACGAAAUUUAUAUGAUACUCGUUCAAAAAUAGAUUAUAGUAUACCAGUACGUGUUAGGUUUGCACCCAGUCCAUCAGGUUAUUUACACCUUGGAGGAUUAAGAACCGCAUUAUUUAAUUAUUUAUUAGCACGUAAAACUGGUGGAAAAUUUCUUUUAAGAAUAGAAGACACGGAUAGUGCACGAUUUGUUCCUGACGCUGUUGAUGACUUGGUCUCUGUUUUAUCAUGGGCAGGUUUAUCUUUUGAUGAAGGUCCAGGAAAAGACGAAUCUCUUGGCCCGUUCUAUCAAUCUGAACGAACGAAGAUAUACAAGGAUCAUGUGGACAAGUUGAUUAAUGAUGGAAACGCUUAUAGAUGUUUUUGUACUUCAGAAAGAUUACAACAAAUACGAAAUAUAGCUCAAAAGUCUGGAAAAGGUGUUGCUUAUGAUAGACAUUGUUUAUAUUUAAGUCAAAAAGAAAUUGAUCAAAAAGUAUCAGAAGGAAUUCCUUUUACAGUUCGCCUCAAGACUCCUGAGGGUGUCGUAACUGUAAAUGAUUUAGUCUACGGAAUUGUGGAAUUUAAUGAUAAACAUAUUGAUGAUACUAUUCUGUUAAAAAGCGAUGGAUAUCCAACGUAUCAUUUAGCUAAUGUAGUAGAUGAUUAUUUGAUGAGAAUAACUCAUGUAUUACGUGGAGAGGAAUGGUUAUCUUCUACACCAAAGCAUAUAAUACUUUAUAAAUUAUUUGGAUGGGAUUUACCAAAAUUUGCUCAUUUACCGUUAUUAUUAAAUCCUGAUAAAACCAAAUUAUCAAAAAGAUUAGGAGAUGUUAAAAUAAAAAAUUUUGCCGAAAAAGGUUAUUUACCUGAAACUCUUAUAAAUUUUGUUGCAUUAUUAGGAUGGAGUCCUGAUAAUUCAAAAAAAGUUAUUUUUUCAAUGAAAGAAUUAAUUUCUGAGUUUACAUUAGAAGAUAUUGGACGAUCUGGUUCUGUUGUUAUGAAUGAUAAGUUAGAUUGGUUAAAUAAACAACAUUUAUUACAUAAAACAGAAUCUAAAGACGGAUUAAAAGAAAUUGUAAAUUUAUUAAAAGCUUCUGUUAAAGAAACAUUUGGAGAAAGAUUAGAGGAUGAAUAUCUUUCAAAUGUUAUUAUGACAAUAAAAGAUCGAAUUAGGAAUAUUAAAGAAAUACCAAAAUUAUGUGAAUAUUUUUUUGUUAAUCCGAAUUAUUCCUCACAAGAAUCACGAUCACUGAGAAAGAUAAUUUCCAAUGAAAUUCUAAAAUCGACAUCUGAUCUGAUUUUAAAAAAAUUAAGCGAUCUUAAAGAUGAUGAGUCGGAAUUUCAAAUCGAUAAUAUUAAAUCAAUCAUACAAAAUAUUAUUCUUCAAACUGGUUAUAAACAACGGGAAGUUUUGAUGUCUUUAAGAUAUAUUAUAACCGGAAUUAAGGUUGGUGCUGGUGUAGCAGAAACAAUGAAAACGAUUGGAAAAGAAACUUGUUUAAAACGUAUUAAUAAAGUAUUAGAAUCACUUGAUGAUUAA